Molecule: messenger RNA, 369 nt
Organism: Penicillium argentinense
Lineage: Eukaryota; Fungi; Ascomycota; Eurotiomycetes; Eurotiales; Aspergillaceae
Exons: 1
Coding region: 1-369 (122 amino acids)
Source: RefSeq, a predicted model, not a curated record
AUGUCCUUCAAUGUCUAUACAGCCGAAUACGCUGGCGUGCCAAACCAUGAAGCCAUUUAUAUCGAAACCAACCCUGCCGCGCUGAGAACCUCGGAAGGAGGGCGUCUCUAUCAUGUGACUGGAAAUCUACUUCAAGGCAUGAAAUACGAUCCCAGAGGCUCAAUGGACCCAGAGUUCUCUGCUUCGCAUGUACCGGGCACCAAAAAAAAGAUUGGGACCAUCGCAAAGGAAGACUUGGCCAGAUUCGAGACAGAGUGCUGCCAAGCAGUUCCCGCGCCCCGCGCUCAAUUGACUCUCGGUGGCAAGCAACUGUAUCCUGGCACGCAGCUCUAUCGCUGCGGAGACUGGCUCCGCGACGUAAGAAGCUAG